Messenger RNA from Cydia amplana, 2246 nucleotides. RefSeq names its product trafficking protein particle complex subunit 8-like. Lineage: Eukaryota; Metazoa; Arthropoda; Insecta; Lepidoptera; Tortricidae. The transcript has 12 exons. Gene Ontology annotation, cellular component: TRAPPIII protein complex. The annotation marks the transcript as partial. The record is from RefSeq and is a predicted model, not a curated record.
ACUGAAAUCAGUUUAAUAUUUUAGUAUCUCGUAGUAUUGUGUUUCCUUUCAGAGGAAAGCAGAAUCGAGAAACCUGUGUGAAACUUAUAAGAUGAAACUCUCGUAGAUAAUUGAAAACAAAUAUGGCUAGAUCGGGAAAAACUGCGCAAGAAUUUAUUCAAAGCUCCUUUUCGCCUAUCAUUGCAGUACUAUGCAGUCCAAAAGUAGAACAUGUUAUUUCAAAAAACAAUUUAUCUUUUACGGAGCUGUUACAGCCGUUCACAAGUAUGGACUGGGAAGGUCAGAUUCGGGAGCCUGGUGGAAGUGUAUGUAUUGUUAAAAACUGGAAACUGAUAAUAAGGGAUGUUCAUUGGAAACCCCUGCCACCCACUGAAGCAAGGAAACAAUUGAACAAUGCAGUCUUGCACAACUACACUGAGAACACCGUUUUGCUAGAGCUAGAUGGCAGAAAAUUUGAUGUUCCUCAAUCAACACCUUGGUUUGAUGCUUGGAGAGAGACUUAUCUUGAGGUGCAGUUCCCGUCUGACCAUGAGUACACCAACCACUUCCUCUCUUGCAUCAUUGUGGGCACAACCCUCGAUGAUAAUAUCAUUGACACAUUCAACACCUUAAAUCAGCAGUAUGCACAGCUGCAAAACAUUACACCACCGAAAUUGCCAAAGUGGUUCAACAAUGGUGUACUGAAGUCAUAUCUUUUGUUACAUGAUGUUUCUGCUGUAAGCAAAGACAAGGCUGAUGCUGCAUUUGAGACCUUGAAACAAACCUUUGGCUCCAGCAACUGUUUUAUGCUGUCAAUUAACUCUAAAAGCACCUCAGAUCCAAGUUUGCCAACAGAUUACUGGGCUCAGUAUAUAAAACGAUCUAAUGAUUCAACUAGUGAAAUAUUAUCAUCAGUAUCAAACCUGCCAACAACACCCCCAGAUCCUCAGCCUUUUCCUGUUGGAGCUGGCACAUCAGAUGAUGGUACUGUACCCAAUCAAAAUGUUCCACCAGAAGGUUUACAUCCACUGACUACUUCUGAGAGUGAUGUUUAUGAUAACGCUAACAGCUUACAGACUCACUCAUUCUCAGGCAGCUCAGAGAGUAUGAAUGUCAGUGUAAAACCACUAGAUUACUCCACUGAAGUCCAUGGACUUGCUCUCAAUGGCAAUGAUAUUGAUUCCAUCAAGAAAUUUCUUCAAGAGUAUGCUGGCAAAGCACUGCUUCCAUAUUUAGAAAAACAAAUAUCGCAGCUAUCUGAAUUGGUUGCAAAUAGAAAAGGUGUUAGUAGAUCACUACUGUCUGCAACCAAAAGAUGGUUUGGUACAGGAAAGGGUGGGAAUACAACUGGCAACAAUACUGUAAUCUAUUCCAGCGAUUGCCCGGAGCUCCAAUUACGUCGUCUAGGCGACCUCUGGUUCCUAUUAGGGCAAUGGCAGCGCGCCUUCGACACGUACCACACGGCCAAGCGCGAGUUCUACGCCGACAGCGCGUGGCUGUGCUACGCCGGGGCCUUGGAGAUGGCCGCGGUCAGUGCGUUCAUGGCGGGAGACGCUAAUAAGAAAACGCAUGGCUAUAUGGAGGAGAGUAUCGUGACUUAUUUGAAUACCUGCAGGAUGGUGCAGUACGCGGUGCGAGCUACACUGCUAUCGGUCCUCUGCCUCGGCAGCGCCGGCCUGCACGGCGAGGCCGCUAAACAGCUGAUCCGCAUGACGUCAGAGGACAGCGACCUCCGCAGCGCCAUGCUACUCGAACAAGCAUCGCUUUGCUUCCUCUCUGGACCCGGGUCGAAGGCUAUGUGUAGGAAAUACGCCUUCCACAUGGUGCUGGCUGGACACAGGUUUUCCAAGGCGGGGCAGAAGAAACACGCGUACAGGUGCUACAACCAGGCCUAUCAGGUGUACCGCGACAGCGGCUGGCGGCUCUCAACGGACCACGUGCAGUUCGCGCUGGGCCGGCUGGCGGGCGCGCUGCGGCUCACGCGCGACGCGGUGCGCUGGCUCGGCGCGCCGCUGGCCCCCGCCGCGCGGCACCAGCCCGCCGCGCAGCAGGACGCCUUCCUGCGCGAGUACAUGCUGCAGCACCAGCAAUGGGUAGACAGCGAGGAGGAGUUCAAGGAGCACCUGCCAGUGGUCCCGCUGCCGCUGCUGGAGAGCGAGGCCACGAUGGUGCUGUGCGUGGGCCCCGCGCCGCUGUCCUCGCCCGGCCGCGUGCCCGCCACCUCGCUCGCCGCGCACCACACGCCGGACCGCCAGGUGAGGGCUACG